UCUUCGUAUACAAUUCUCAGCCAAGAAGAAGAGAAGGCAGAUGAAAAGUCUCGUCCUCCAUUAACGCUCUGUACAUUUACUGAGGUUGUUGAAUUUGGGAGCAAUGUCGAUUUCUGAAGUAGAAGAAGGAGAGAUUGUUGAAGGGGAUGAGUUGGAUUUUAAGUGGGGUAAUUUAAAAGAGAAGACAAGCGAUGAUAUCCAAUUGUAUGAAUCAUUUACCCUUGAUGGAGUUGAAUACUGUUUGUAUGAUUGUGUUUAUUUGCAGCAUGAAGAUGAGUCUUCUGUGGAGAAUCACAUUGGAAAGAUUGUUAAAAUUAUGGAUCAUCCAGACAAUCAGAGGAAAGUGAAGAUUGUAUGGUUUUUCAGGCCUAGCCAAGUGCAGAAAUGGCUUAGAGAAAGAGAGGUUUCUUGCCUUGUCCAUGAACUCUUUUUAGCAUCAGGGGAAGGUCUAGGUGUUGAGAACAUCAAUCCUGUGGAAGCAAUUGUGGGAAAAUGCUGUGUGGUAUGCACAUCAAAGGACAGAAGAAAUCCUCAACCCUCGAUAGAAGAACGACGGAAUGCUGAGUUCGUGUUCUCCAGGACAUUUGAUGUUCAACAAUGCACUUUCUCACAUAAACUAGAUAACAUCAUAUCUGGAAUUAAAGUCGAGCACUUUUUUAACACUAAAGAGUACGCAGCGCUGUGUGGAGAUCAAGAACGGAAAGAUGCAGAAGUAGAGUACACCAAAUCUAGUGGUUCUCAGAAGGAUAACCUUCAAGCUCCAAUCAUUCAAGGUGGAGAGGACGCUAAGCUGAAACCAAAAGGUGAAUUACAUCAUUCUGGCUCACUGCGAAGUACUUCUUUUGAGGAAACUCCUGCAAGUCUUGGUGACUCAGCUAAACAUUCACUGGAUGGGGAACUUAAGCGUAAUGCAAUGCUAGUACGGAAGCCAAAAGGUGGAGAGGACGCUGAGCUGAAACCAAAAGGUAAAUUAUAUCAUUCCGGCUCACUGCGAAGUACUUCUUUUGAGGAAACUGCAAGUCUUGGUGACUCAGAUAAACAUUCACCGGAUGGGGAAUUUAAGGGUAAUGCAAUGCUAGUAAGGAAGCCAAAAGGUGGAGAGGGCGCUAAGCUGAAACCAAAAGGUGAAUUACAUCGUUCCAGCUCACUGCGAAGUACUUCUGUUGAGGAAACUGCAAGUCUUGGUGACACAGCUAGCCGUUCGCUGGAUGGGGAAUUUAAGGGUAAUGCAAUGCUAGUACAAAAGCCAAAAGGUGGAGAGGACGCUAAGCUGAAACCAAAAAGUGAAUUAUAUCGUUCCAGCUCACUGCGAAGUACUUCUGUUGAGGAAACUGCAAGUCUUGGUGACUCAGCUAAACGUUCACUGGAUGGGGAAUUUAACGGUAAUGCACUGCUAGUACAAAAGCCAAAAGGUGGAGAGGACGCUAAGCUGAAACCAAAAGGUGAAUUACAUCGUUCCAGCUCACUGCGAAGUACUUCUUUUGAGGAAACUGCAAGUCUUGGUGACUCAGCUAAACUUUCGCUGGAUGGGGAGUUUAACGGUAAUGCAAUGCUAGUACGGAAGCCAAAAGGUGGAGAUAAAGCUAAGCUGAAAUCAAUAGGUGAAUUAUAUCAUUCCAGCUCACUGCGAAGUACUUCUGUUGAGGAAACUGCAAGUCUUGGUGACUCAGCUAAACGUGCACUGGAUGGGGAAUUUAACGGUAAUGCAAUGCCAGUACAAAAGCCAAAAGGUGGAGAGGACGCUAAACUGAAACCAAAAGGUGAAUUACAUCGUUCCAGCUCACUACGAAGUACUUCUGUUGAGGAAACUGCAUGUCUUGGUGACACAGCUAGCCGUUCGCUGGAUGGGGAAUUUAAGGGUAAUGCAAUGCUAGUACGCAAGCCAAAAAUGAGAUGCAAGGAUGCUGGAAUGUCAGCUGGAAUUCAUGUAAGUCAUGACCGUAAAAUUGAUCGAGGGACCUCAUUUAGAGUGAGCCCAAGGAAGACAGUCAAGCUAGCAGGUUUUCAUGUAAGUCAUGACCGGACAUUUGAUCGAGGGACCUCAAGUAGUGUGAGCCUAACUAAGACAGGCGACCUAGAACGUAAAGAAUUUGCUCCUAAACCAGCAGGAGAAAAGGGUAGAAAAGAUGUCCAAGUAAUUGUGAGAAAAGAACCAACAAAAAUUGUAGUUAGAAGAGCUGCUCCUGAUUUAGCACACCAGAAGGGUAGAAAUACUCAAACCCAAUAUCCCAGUUUUAGAGAACCUGGAAAAGACUCUGUCAGACAUGAUCGAGGGUUAUUUACUGCCACAACCAACGACAAGAAACUGCACCUCAAUGAAAGAAGAGAAGGUGCCAGAGAUCUCGUUAGACAACACAAUUGGAUAUCCAGAUCAUUGAACCGUAAUGAAAAAAGGACCCUGUCUUCAUAUAAAGAAGCACCAGAAGCAUCCCAGCCAAAGAAGAUGAAAAGUGAAAUUCGCACUGUGGAGGCCCAGCAAAAUGUUGACAGAAGCAAAUGGUUCAAAUUCGAGCAACUUCCUUCUGAAGAAGAAUUGGACCCAGUGGACCGUGCUUAUUCUGAAGGAACUCUUGUCCGAUUGCAAAACUUGGACCCAUCCUAUUCAGCAGCAGAAAUUGAGGAAAUAAUGUUGAACUAUUUGAAUGUAAGGUGCACUGCAAAGGUGUUACCACUGUGUUCAUUCUCUAGCCCUCACAAUGGUCAAGCUUUUUUGAUCUUAAACACAGAAGAAAAGGCAGCGACGGUGAUUAAGCAAUUGCGGGAGAAGUGUCUAAUGCUACCAAAUGGAAGGCCUCUUAUUGCUCAACGAGGAGUCCCAAAGGUGUCACCUGAAAAAUCAGCGAAGUUUUUUGGCCAUAUUACACUUGACAGAUACAGGCAUCGUGAGGGGAAAAGAGCAGUCUCAACGUCACACUGUGCACAGUCUAACACGGUAGAAUACGAGUUGGCAUUAGACUGGGUCUUACAACAAAGACAAUCGAAGGCGACUCGGAAAAUCCUUUUUGAGCUUCAUGGGAAGGAAUUGGAUGCUCUAAAAGCGCAACUAAAGAAUCACUAGCGUGGUUUGACGGGAAAUGGGUGACCUUUUGUGUAAAUCUUUUUGUGAAUGUGUCUAUACAUAAUUGAAGCUGAAGUUACAAGUAUAUGCUAACAACAUAGAGCCCUGCAAUCUUUUGGAAACCUUAAGGGAACUACUAAAUAUAGUCUAGUACAGUUAAAUGCAUACAGACUUACGUCGGAGCAGGGCCGGCACUGACAUAAAGUGGCCAAAGUUCAACUUUGGGCAACAUAU
Molecule: messenger RNA, 3292 nt
Organism: Papaver somniferum (opium poppy)
Lineage: Eukaryota; Viridiplantae; Streptophyta; Magnoliopsida; Ranunculales; Papaveraceae
Product: protein ANTI-SILENCING 1-like
Exons: 12
Coding region: 104-3058 (984 amino acids)
Molecular function (GO): chromatin binding; RNA binding
Source: RefSeq, a predicted model, not a curated record